Arvicola amphibius (Eurasian water vole) is the source of this 2115-nucleotide messenger RNA. It is a transcript of the gene Slc28a3, whose product is annotated as solute carrier family 28 member 3. Gene Ontology annotation, biological process: purine nucleoside transmembrane transport; pyrimidine nucleoside transport. The transcript has 18 exons. The record is from RefSeq and is a predicted model, not a curated record. Lineage: Eukaryota; Metazoa; Chordata; Mammalia; Rodentia; Cricetidae. The coding region runs from base 1 to 2115 and encodes 704 amino acids. Gene Ontology annotation, molecular function: purine-specific nucleoside:sodium symporter activity; pyrimidine- and adenosine-specific:sodium symporter activity. Gene Ontology annotation, cellular component: membrane.
AUGUCCAGGUCAGAACAGGGAAAGAAUUCUGAGCCCAGUGGCCCCGAAGUGAGUCUGGAGCUGAGGCCAACAGCCCCGGGCAACCAGGGACGCAGCAACGCAGCCUUCCAGGAUGAAGACUUUGAAGAGCAGAACACACCAGGAAACAGCACAGUCAGGAGCAGAUCCAUACAGAGCGGGGAACAAGGAAAUGCCAAGCAGGGUGACAGGCAGAUCACGAUUGAGCAGGAGUCUCUAGGAAACAAAGAAGACAUGGAGGAGGAUGACCAAGAUGAACAUCAAAAAGGGUGUUUGGAAAGGAAGUAUGAUCUGAUUUGUGAGUUUUAUAGAAAGCAUAGAAUCAUUAUUCGGCACACCAUCGGGGGCAUUUUAUUGACAGUUUUCCUGGCUCUGGUGGUUGCAGCCUGUGUACUAAACUUCCACAGAGCCCUGCCUCUUUUUGUGAUCACCGUGGUUACCAUCUUCUUUGUCAUCUGGGAUCACUUGAUGGCCAAAUAUGAGCAGCGAAUUGAUGAGCUCCUGUCUCCAGGCAGAAGGCUUCUCGACAGGCAUUGGUUCUGGCUGAAAUGGGUGUUGUGGAGCUCAUUGAUCCUGGCCGUCAUUUUCUGGUUGAUCCUUGACACUGCCAAAUUGGGCAAUCAGCAGCUGGUGUCCUUUGGCGGACUUGUGAUGUACAUUAUACUGUUAUUUCUCUUUUCCAAACAUCCAACCAGAGUUUACUGGAGGCCUGUCUUUUGGGGAAUCGGAUUACAGUUUCUUCUUGGGCUCUUAAUUCUUAGGACUAAGCCUGGAUUUAUUGCUUUUGAUUGGCUGGGGAAACAAGUUCAGACUUUUCUGGGGUACACUGAUGCCGGAGCUAUGUUUGUCUUUGGGGAGAAGUAUACAGAUCACUUCUUCGCAUUUAAGAUCCUGCCCAUCGUGGUCUUCUUCAGCACUGUGAUGUCCGUGCUCUACUACGUGGGAUUGAUGCAGUGGAUCGUCAGAAAGGUUGGAUGGCUAAUGCUUGUCACUAUGGGGUCAUCCCCCAUUGAGUCUGUCGUUGCUGCCGGCAACAUAUUUGUUGGGCAAACGGAGUCUCCACUGCUGGUCCAACCAUAUUUACCACACGUCACCAGGUCAGAACUCCACGCCAUUAUGACAGCUGGCUUCGCUACAAUCGCUGGAAGCGUAUUGGGUGCCUACAUCUCUUUCGGGGUGUCCUCCACACACUUGCUAACCGCCUCAGUCAUGUCGGCACCUGCGUCCCUGGCCGUAGCCAAGCUCUUCUGGCCAGAAACAGAGAAACCCAAAGUGACCCUCAAGAACGCCAUGAAAAUUGAAAACAGCGAUUCAAGAAAUUUCCUGGAGGCGGCAACACAGGGCGCAUCCUCGUCCAUCCCCCUGGUAGCAAACAUCGCCGUGAAUCUGAUCGCCUUCCUGGCCUUGCUGUCUUUUGUGAACUCAGCCCUGUCCUGGUUUGGAAACAUGUUUGACUACCCGCAGUUGAGUUUUGAGCUCCUCUGUUCCUACAUCUUCAUGCCCUUUUCCUUCAUGAUGGGAGUCGACUGGCAAGACAGCUUUAUGGUUGCCAAACUCAUAGGUUACAAGACGUUCUUCAAUGAGUUUGUGGCUUAUGACCACCUCUCAAAAUUGAUCAAUUUGAGAAAAGCAGCCGGACCCAAAUUUGUGAAUGGCGUACAGCAAUAUAUGUCGAUUCGUUCUGAGACCAUUGCGACUUACGCCCUCUGUGGUUUUGCCAAUUUUGGUUCCCUGGGAAUAGUGAUCGGCGGACUUACAUCCAUAGCUCCGAGCAGAAAGCGCGACAUUGCCUCUGGAGCAGUGAGAGCCCUGAUCGCAGGGACCGCUGCCUGCUUUAUGACAGCCUGCAUCGCAGGCAUACUCUCUAGUACCCCCACAGAUAUCAACUGCCAUCACAUUCUGGAGAACACCAACUUACUCAGCAACACAACUGAAGUGGUGUCUUGUUGCCAAAGUCUGUUGAGCAGCACGGUCAUCAAGGGACCAGAUGAGGUCGUCCCAGGAGGAAACUUCAGCCUCUACUCUGUGAAGAGCUGUUGCAAGCUGCUGAAGCCAUCGACUCUGAACUGUAGUUGGGUCUCUGCUGCUACACCAUGA